This is a messenger RNA of Amyelois transitella, 721 nucleotides long. Its product is annotated as superoxide dismutase [Cu-Zn]-like. The transcript has a single exon. Gene Ontology annotation, biological process: removal of superoxide radicals. Gene Ontology annotation, molecular function: superoxide dismutase activity; copper ion binding. The record is from RefSeq and is a predicted model, not a curated record. NCBI's taxonomy places the organism in Eukaryota, Metazoa, Arthropoda, Insecta, Lepidoptera, Pyralidae. The coding region runs from base 110 to 715 and encodes 201 amino acids.
AAUACAAAAGCAUUACACAUUUUGGUUUAAGCGCAUUUAGGUUUUCAUUGCUAGUUUUCGAUUCGUAUACCCUUUUUAUACGAACAGUUCAUAAAUACUUUGCUUCAAUAUGAUUUACCAUUUGGCAAUUUGUUUAACUAUAUCAUUUGUUACUGUCACAUGUGAAAGAGAAGCCGUUGCACAGUUAGUGUCUAGUGAUGUCUCUGGCAGUAUUUGGUUCACGGAGAUCGGCGCAGGAAUUCGUGUUCAUGGCAGAAUCGUCGGCCUUGGUGCCGGAAAUUACGGGUUCCACAUACACGAGUUUGGGGACACCACCACUUGCGAAGCAGCCGGCAGCCACUUCAAUCCGGACGGUACUGUUCAUGGAGGUCGAGACCAUGCGUUGCGGCAUGUUGGAGACUUGGGGAAUAUACAGUUUGACGAAAAUGGAGUCGCAGAAAUAGACUUUGUGGAUCAUGUGAUUGCACUUCGUGGUAGAAACAAUGUGUUGGGGCGGACGUUGAUAUUGCACGAGGGAGAGGAUGACCUAGGUUUGGGUGGAGCCGUAGACUCGCUGACGACUGGUAAUGCGGGCUCUCGUCUUGCUUGCGGUGUUAUUGGCCUUCGGUCGCCUGUCGACCCUUGGCGUAAAUUAUUGCAACCAAAUGAGGUGAAUUUAAAUGAAAAUGCAAUGCCUUCGGUGUUUAAUUAUUUACUUAAACUAAAUAAAUAUUAAAAUUAA